This is a messenger RNA of Corylus avellana, 550 nucleotides long. RefSeq names its product zinc finger protein 2 (gene ZFP2). Lineage: Eukaryota; Viridiplantae; Streptophyta; Magnoliopsida; Fagales; Betulaceae. Gene Ontology annotation, biological process: negative regulation of abscisic acid-activated signaling pathway. The record is from RefSeq and is a predicted model, not a curated record.
CUCUCUCUUUUGCUCUCAUCAUGGAUUUCCAGCCCAAUACGUCUCUUCAUCUCAGCCUGCCCAACAACAACCACCUCAAUCUAGAUCUCCUCCUCGACCCGUCACCUUCUUUGCCCUCCUCCGCCGCAGCCGAGCCGCGGAUAUUCUCCUGCAAUUACUGCCAGAGGAAGUUUUACAGCUCACAAGCGCUCGGCGGGCACCAAAAUGCUCACAAGCUGGAAAGAACGCUGGCCAAGAAAAGAAGGGAGCUGAGCUCCGCCGCCAAAGCUCAUGGAGGACAAAACCAUCAUCCUAGUACAAGUGAUCAUCAUGGCCGGCGUAUGCAGCCGCCUCUGCAUCAAGGGCAUGCCGGUAGGUUUGCUCCUGAUCAUCAUGAUCAUCAUCAUCAUCAUACAUGUUAUGGGAGGAUGAGUGAGAAUAAUAAUGUCCAAGAAGAUCAGUUAAACCACCUUGAUUUGUCUCUAAGGCUAUGAAAUAUAUAUGAAUGUGUACGUUUAUUGAUCAAAUAUUGUAAUAAUUUCAUUUUUAUAUUUCUUGCAAUUUAGAGAAA